Molecule: messenger RNA, 2355 nt
Organism: Terrapene triunguis (Three-toed box turtle)
Lineage: Eukaryota; Metazoa; Chordata; Testudines; Emydidae
Product: zonadhesin-like
Source: RefSeq, a predicted model, not a curated record
AUGUUGUUGGCGCUGGCGCAGGUGCAGCGCUCGGUGCAGUUCUCAGUCGCCAUCCAACUCUCGCCCACCUGGGGGAGCGGGGACCCCACUCUGGCGUGCCCGGCGAACAGCUCCUACACCCUGUGCGCCCAGCCGUGCCCCCCGACCUGCAGCCCGGCCUUCGCGCCCGUCGAGUGCCCGGCCCAGCACUGCGUGGAGGGGUGCGAAUGUCUCCUGGGCUUCGUGCUGAGCGGGCAGGAGUGCGUGGCAGCGAGCCGGUGCGGGUGCACAGGCCCCGACGGCGGGUACCACCCGCUCGGCGAGGUCUGGUACAACGCGGACUGUAGUGAGAAAUGCACCUGCCAGGGCCAAGAUGACAUCCGGUGCCAGGCGGCCCGGUGCCAGCCCCAGGAGCUCUGCCAGCAGCGGGAGGGAGAGUAUGGCUGUUACCCCACCGGCUCGGGGGUCUGUGUGGCGGCUGGGGACCCUCACUACACCACCUUCGAUGGGCGGCUCUUCCACUUCAUGGGCACCUGCAGCUACACCCUGACCCAGACCUGCAACGCCAGCGCCGGGCUCCCUGGCUUCUCCGUGGAGGCCACCAAUGAGCACCGGGGGGCCAGCACCCGGGUCUCCUACGUCCACGCCGUGGCUGUGGAGGUGUUCGGCCACCGGGUGGCGCUGCUCAAGGGGCGCCGAGUGACGGUGGACGGGCAGCGGGUGACCCUGCCGGUGGGCCUGGCCGGGGGCCGGCUCGGGGUGCGGGUCAGCGGUGGCUACGCUCUGCUGCAGACGGACUUUGGACUGCGGGUUCGGUAUGAUGGGAACCAGCGGGUCGAGGUUCUGGCGCCGUCGUCCUAUGCCGGGCGGCUCUGCGGGCUCUGCGGGAACUACAACGGGCAAAGCUCUGACGACAACCUCAUGCCCAAUGGCACUUCGGCCGGCACCAACACCGACCGCCUGGGCGGGAGCUGGGCAGUGCCAGGCACCAGCAGCCCGGGCUGCACCAACUCUGGGGACCCGGGCGUAUGUGACCCAGAGAUCAACCUGGAAGCUCAGAAGCCGACCAGCUGUGGAGCCCUGACUGACCCCCAGGGCCCCUUUGCCCCCUGCCAUGGGGCUGUGCCCCCCGCGGAUUCCUUCAAGAGCUGCCGCUACGAUCUGUGCGGCACCGGGGGUGAGACGACCUCCCUCUGCUACGCCCUGCAGUCCUACGCUGACCGCUGCGCCCAGGCCGGGGUCCCCAUCGCCUGGAGGAACAGCAGCCUGUGCCAUGAGGUGGGGGCGCUCGUCUUUGACAUCGGCUCGUUCUCAGUCCGAGCCGGCUACGCCGGAGAAGACUGCCCCAAGGCGGAUUUCCCCACCACGGUGGGGCUGCUGGCCCCCGAGGAGGCGGCGCUGGAGCUGGACGGGGAGAAGGAGAAGAAGCCGGGGAAGGUUUAUUACAUCGACACCAACUCGCUGCACGUCCCGCGGGAGAACACGGAGGUCCUGUCGCCCCUCAAGAACGGCAUGAUCGAGGACUGGGACUGUUUCCAGGCCAUUCUGGAUCACACGUACGGGAAACACGUCAAGUCGGAGCCCGGCCUGCACCCCGUGCUCAUGUCCGAGGCGCCGUGGAACACCCGGGCCAAGCGGGAGAAGCUGACCGAGCUGAUGUUCGAGCAUUACGCCAUCCCGGCCUUCUUCCUCUGCAAGACUGCCGUGCUCACCGCCUUUGCCAACGGGCGCAGCACGGGGCUGGUGCUUGACAGCGGCGCCACCCACACCACAGCCAUCCCCGUGCACGACGGUUACAUCCUGCAGCAAGGCAUCGUGAAGUCGCCGCUGGCCGGGGAUUUCAUCUCCAUGCAGUGCCGGGAGCUCUUCCAGGAGAUGAACAUCGAGAUCGUGCCCCCCUACAUGAUCGCUGCCAAGGACCCUGUGCGUGAGGGGGCCCCCCCCAACUGGAAGAAGAAGGAGAAGCUGCCCCAGGUCUCCAAAUCCUGGCACAACUACACCUGCAAUGAGGUGAUCCAGGAUUUCCAGGCCUCGGUGCUACAGGUCUCCGACUCACCAUAUGAUGAGCAGGUGGCCGCCCAGAUGCCCACCGUGCACUACGAGAUGCCCAACGGCUACAACACGGACUACGGGGCCGAGCGGCUGCGCAUCCCCGAGGGGCUGUUCGACCCCUCCAACGUCAAGGGUCUCUCCGGGAACACCAUGCUGGGCGUCGGCCACGUGGUCACCACCAGCAUCGGCAUGUGUGAUAUCGACAUCAGGCCGGGUCUCUACGGCAGCGUCAUUGUGACCGGGGGCAACACGCUGCUCCAGGGCUUCACCGACCGUCUGAACCGCGAGCUGUCGCAGAAAACGCCCCCCGGUGUGUGUGCUUAG